Molecule: messenger RNA, 1841 nt
Organism: Haliotis rufescens (red abalone)
Lineage: Eukaryota; Metazoa; Mollusca; Gastropoda; Lepetellida; Haliotidae
Product: ribosyldihydronicotinamide dehydrogenase [quinone]-like
Exons: 3
Coding region: 280-1074 (264 amino acids)
Cellular component (GO): cytosol; nucleus
Molecular function (GO): NAD(P)H dehydrogenase (quinone) activity
Source: RefSeq, a predicted model, not a curated record
CAUUAUCAUUUGCAGAAGCCCUCCUUCGUCGGUUGUAUCAAAGCCUCAUUAACUAAUGGCUACAUUAAACCCUAAUGAUACAUUAAAUGCUUAAUGCACCAUUAGUUAAUGGCAUCAUUAAAAUCGGUUGUAUCAAACGUUUAUUAGCAUAUCAUUAUCUAAUGAUGCCUUAAUGUAAGUGUCUUCAUUAACCUGUCAUUAAAUUCGGUGUUUCCCCUAAAUAUUUCCCACAAUUCCUUGACGUAAACACGUACGCGUUACUUCCGGUCGUCUGUCAAAAUGGCAUCGUAUCCACCUAAACCUAGGAAUAGAAACAAGAAUUUCGACAGCUCCGAAAUUCAGCUUAUUGCCGAGUUGGUGGAGAAACACAUCUCCAUACUUAACAGUAAGUUGUGUAGCACCGUCACCCACGAAAGAAAGAAGGCUAUUUGGGCAGAGAUAACUUCCAAAGUUAACGCUCUCGGUGUUUGUCAGCGUACAACAAAAGAAAUAAAAACAAAAUGGACGAACGUGCACCAGACGGCCAAAAGGGAAUUCAGUAACAGACAGCUGGACAUGAGGAAGACCGGGGGAGGGCCCUGUAUUGCCCCACUUUCCACGACGAGUGAAAAGAUAGUCGACAUUUACAAGGAGUGUCCCAGUUUCACUGGACUCACGGGCAUCGAAUCGGACGAUCUAGUGAUGCAAAUGGGUACGGAAGUCGCCGAUGUAAUUGGCUCUCCUUCGACUUUACACCUGUUAGCACGGGCUUUAGAAGAAAAUGUUUGCGAUGUCCCUACUCAGGAAGCGUCUGUGCCCAGUUGUUCCAGCACACAGAUCUACCCAGAAGGAGAACUGUCUGUCGACGCAUCUGCAUUACAUGACGACAUUAGUACCAUCGAAGAGCCUUUGGUCCAGACUGGGGGAAAAUCAAAUCGUGUCACCAAGAGAAAGAUCAAACAGGAUGACAUCACCAGACUGCAGUAUGAGGUUUUGCUUGAGCAGAAAAAGAAAGUCAUUCAGCAAACCAUUUACUUUGAGCUCAUGAACAAGAAGCUCCGAUUGGAGUUGGAUAGCUUGAUGCACCAUGAAUGAAAACGACAUCCUCAUGUUUGAAAUGUUACUAAGAGUUCAUUAAAAAAAUACAAUUAGUUUGAUAGUGUGCUACACAGUGUUGUGUUGUAUAUUGUAUAGCUUCAGUUGAACGAACGGGAGAUAACUAACAAUGUCAAUUCUAAUAAAUUGUUAUCCAUCUUCUACUUUAUACUACAUACAAGUAACCAAACACGUAUCACUUCGGUAGAUUGCUGGGUGCUCUUUACGUAUGUAGCUGUCAAUAACGAUGAGUUUAUGAGAUAAGCCGAUCAGUUAAUACAUGAUUUCGACGAAAUUUAUGUAAACCAUAUUCAAUAAAAUUAAUGUGAUAGACUCAUUGCUAAAGAUACUUGAUAUCUUGAAGAUUUGGGCUGUAAUUCAUCUCUCACAAGAUCGCAGAUAUAUCUGAUGCUUGCCUUCCCAAAACGGUAGCGUGCGUUUACUUCUUCAUCGCUCAUGGAUUCGAGGUGUUGAGUUCGUUUUCUGAAAACACGGUCUUUCCUUGUGCGUCCUAAGCGUUCAAACAAUAUGUUCGCGGCCAUAUUUGUUUUUAAUGACACGCUAAUGAUGCCCAAGAACCUUUAUUAAUUUAAUGACGCGCUAAUGACACCACGACGUCAUUAAAACAUUAGUACAACUGGAUUUAAUGAUGCAUUAGUUAAUGAAGGUUUAAUGACACGUUAAUGCAUCAUUAAAGUUUGAUACGGAAAAUAGCGUUACCGUUAUAGUACAACAGAUUAUGAAUAUGGACCUGCUACCCGAUACUU